AUGGACAUUCGCACGCUGUUUGGCAUCGAUAACCGCAGUCCGCUUUCUGAUUGCUUCCCUCCCGACGACAGCGAAUCCCCAGUUGGCUCACCUAAAAUUGCGGGUGGACAUGACGCCCCUGAAGGAAGAUUUCCGUACAUGGUGAGCCUGAGGACUCAUGAGGAUGAGCACACUUGCGGCGGGAUCCUUAUACACGAGAGAUUUGUCUUGACAGCAGCACAUUGCGUAGACGAGAACUCGGGAGUUGCUGGAAGGAACCGCUUAGCCCACAUUGGAGCAUACGGAAUCGAUGACAAUGAAGAUCAAGGCGUCCAAACAGUGAGGAUCGACAAGACCACAAUUCACCCAAACUACACUGCAGGGCACCUGAAAGGUGGCUACGACGUCGCUCUCCUGCAUUUGAAACACCCGGCACAUGGAAUUGCGAUACCUGGUCUGGCGGACCCUCACCUCAUCCUGCACUGCCAGAUGACAUUAUAUACCCUGGGAUGGGGUUACCUUGAUUCAUGGCACUCAUCUUUACCUGACAAGCUGCAGAUGAGCACUCGUGGGCAGAUCAUUUGGGGCCGACCACCUUGCGCCGUUGAUGGCCACCUUCUGCUUUGCUUGAAGGCCCCAGAAUCUUACCUUGAUAACACAUGCCAAGGUGACAGCGGUGGGCCAGCUUUGAUUCCAGACAUGCCGGGAGGCGAUUUCCAGAGUGGGAGUCCAAAGAAAGAUCUCAUUGUGGCGGUGACAUCGUACGGCCCAAAAUGCAGCCGCCCUGAGAAAAUUGGAUAUUAUACAAGGCUGAGUGCGAUGAGGAACUGGAUAGACGAAGUUAUAGAGCCAAGACGUCAAUAA
Ostreobium quekettii is the source of this 843-nucleotide messenger RNA. The record is from the annotation of a GenBank genome assembly. Lineage: Eukaryota; Viridiplantae; Chlorophyta; Ulvophyceae; Bryopsidales; Ostreobiaceae.